AUGACCAUCCAGUUUGUCGCGAUCAUCGACGCAGCCAAUAUACCUGUUUUUAUCAAGUCCUUUAGCGAUGAACAAGAAACACAGCUGGCGCACCAGUUUAUCGCCGAGAUGGCCCUGGACUAUGUUGAUGCUGAGCUCAAUAAACCAAAUCUGCCGAGCACAUGCUCUCUGCUGGUAGUCCACAAUGGUAUUGCAGUGUAUGGAUUUCUAGCAAACACAAAUAUUAAACUAUUUAUUGGCACAGACGCGUGGAGCGAGCAAAUGGACCUCGGGCCAACCAUGAAGGAGCUACAGCAACUGUAUAUUGCCCAUGUUUGCAAUCCUUUCUACAACAGCAAACAAAGCCGCAUCACGAGCGCCAGUUUCUCGGCGAAAGUUGAACAAAUCGUGUCCCAAUCGCAGCCCGCGUAG
Wickerhamiella sorbophila is the source of this 411-nucleotide messenger RNA. Its product is annotated as Trafficking protein particle complex subunit 2-like protein. The coding region runs from base 1 to 411 and encodes 136 amino acids. The transcript is spliced from 2 exons. The record is from RefSeq and is a predicted model, not a curated record. Gene Ontology annotation, biological process: endoplasmic reticulum to Golgi vesicle-mediated transport. Gene Ontology annotation, cellular component: cytoplasm; nucleus; TRAPP complex. NCBI's taxonomy places the organism in Eukaryota, Fungi, Ascomycota, Dipodascomycetes, Dipodascales, Trichomonascaceae.